This is a messenger RNA of Helianthus annuus (common sunflower), 912 nucleotides long. Its product is annotated as putative F-box/LRR-repeat protein 23. Gene Ontology annotation, molecular function: protein binding. Lineage: Eukaryota; Viridiplantae; Streptophyta; Magnoliopsida; Asterales; Asteraceae. The coding region runs from base 1 to 912 and encodes 303 amino acids. The transcript has 2 exons. The record is from RefSeq and is a predicted model, not a curated record.
AUGGUGCCAUCAAAAUUGAAUCUGAAGCAAGAAAAAAGGAACUGGUUGGAUCUCCCAUCCGAUGUUACGUUCAAUAUACUUAACAGAAUUGGUAUGGUUGACAUACUUGAGAAUGCGCAGAAAGUGUGCACUGCUUGGCGUAAGAUUUGCAAGGACCCUGCUAUGUGGAGGGUCAUCAAUAUGAACGACAUACCGAGAUUUGGUACAAGACUUUUUCCUAUUGAAAUGUGUAAGCAUGCUGUGGAUAGAAGCCAAGACCAGUUGGUUGAUAUCACCGCAAGUGCAGAUGUCUCAGCUGUAAAAAUGUGUAAGCAUGCUGUGGAUAGAAGCCAAGGCCAGUUAGUUGAUAUCACCAUUGUUUUUCUUUAUGAUGAUGAUCUUCAUUUAUAUGUUGCUGAUAGAUCAAGUCAGCUCAGACGGCUUGAAAUGGCACAUCAAUUUUUCUUUGGAUGUGUAAAGUUGACUACAGUUGCUUUGAUGAAAUUUCCGUUGUUGGAGGAACUAAACCUUUACGAGAUAAGAAUCUCUAAAGAAGAGAUUGAAACGGUUGGCCGUUAUUGCCCCAUGCUAAAAACACUUAAAGCGAAUAAAAGAGGAUAUGAAGGGUCUUUAAUGAGAUAUAAUGAGAUAGCCAUAGCUAUUGGACAAAACUUGCUUGGGUUAAGGCACCUUGAACUCAUUGGAAACAGGAUGACGAAUGUUGGGUUGCAUGUGAUUCUCGAUAACUGUCAUCACCUUGAAACACUUGACUUGCGUCGAUGCUUUUGCAUUGAUCUUAAGGGAGAUCUUGGGAAACAAUGUUCUGAACAGAUCAAAUAUCUUAAACUUCCCCAUGAUCCUCUUGAAGACUACCCUUAUAUUCAUGUAACAGAGAGUGAGUAUUAUAAUACAUUAAUACUAUUACUACGCUGA